Nerophis lumbriciformis (worm pipefish) is the source of this 1485-nucleotide messenger RNA. NCBI's taxonomy places the organism in Eukaryota, Metazoa, Chordata, Actinopteri, Syngnathiformes, Syngnathidae. The record is from RefSeq and is a predicted model, not a curated record.
AUUAAAAUGACAUCAUCAUUCGAUGUUCCUGUUAUUGAUGUACACAAUGGCAAUUUCAAAGAACUUUGGCCGGCAAUGGUUGUGGCUCUGAAAACAUCUUCCUUCGUUGCUGUUGAUACGGAGCUCAGUGGCCUCGGAAAUAGAGCGUCAUUGCUUGCAGCGUCAAUAGAAGACAGGUAUAAAGCCAUUUGUCAUGCAGCUCGCUCUCGUUCAAUCCUCUCAUUGGGAAUUGCCUGCUUCAAGAAGUUGAGCAACAAGGCAGCCGAUACAUACCUUGUUCAGGUGUAUAACCUCACCUUACUAUGUUCAGAGGAGUACAUCAUCGAGCCUCAAUCAGUGCAGUUCCUUGUCCAACAUGGAUUUGACUUCAACAAGCAGUAUGCAGAAGGGAUCCCAUAUCACAAGGGCAAUAAUAAGGGUGGGUCAGACAACCAGGGUGUUCAUAUUCGAGCUUUAUUUACCGAGUUACUUCGUGCAAAAAAACCUCUGGUGCUCCACAAUGGCCUCAUUGACAUUGCUUUCCUCUACCAGAAUUUCUAUGCACAUCUACCAGAUCAUUUAGCCACCUUCACAGCCGACCUUUCAGAGAUGUUUCCUGCAGGCCUCUUUGACACUAAAUAUGUCACAGAAUUCGACCUUCGCUUCAGUGCCUCAUAUCUAGAAUAUGCUUAUAAAAAAUGUAAACUAGAUAACAGUCGAAAUGAGUCUUCUGUUGAGAAUGGUCGUCGUGUCUACCUGGAAUUCUGUCAGUAUGCUGGUGCCAUGUCCAGCUAUGUGGACUACAGAUCCUGUCCAACUGGAGCUCCUCAUUCAGUGCAGGCAGACAUCUGCCAGUCUUUCUCGGCGUUUGGUUGGUGUUCAAAAGGCACAAAGUGCCCUUUCUCUCAUGACACUGACCUUAUCAUUCUCCAAGAUGAUAAAUCCAAGGAUGACAAGAGAAAAAAGAGGAAGCGUCAAAAGAAGAAAAAGAGAGAAGGAGAGUUAGAUGAUGACUCAUCAGUUUCGGAAGGUGCUCCUCAAAAUAAAAUACCUCACCUGGAAAUGAAUCCAGAUGAGAGCCAUCAAGUGGUGACUGAAGGGUGUCUGGAAAGUGCAGAUUUGGAAGACGGUAAUACAAACACAGAACUGCAUGAAGGAGAAAAUCUGAAAAGAGAUAGCAACGAUGACAGAAUAUGCGAGGAUAAGUUACAGUCCACAAACACAGAGAUGACCACCGGAACAAGUGAAAACAAGGCGGAGUCGGGCACACAUCGUGCCGGAUUCGAUGCCUUCAUGACAGGGUACAUAUUUGCCUACUCAUGCACCCUGGUAAAAAAGGAAGAAGAGGAUGCAAGUGAAGAGAAACUGAUAUGGCCACUGACCUCCUUCAAUAAGGUCUACCUCAGUGGAAAGACAACACCACUCAACAUUGUCAAGAGCACUUUCUCCAAGUCGUCUAAAGCACAUGUGCAAAAAAUGGAAAUGGUUUGGGGGGGAAAGCAGUAA